AUCGGAAGUGUGGGCGGAGUAAAGCAAACUACGUGACAAAAUGGCGGCGACCAUGAAGAACGUGGAAGAAAUUCGGAAUAGAGUGAUACUGGGAGAAUUUGAUGUGAAGAAUGUACAUACGACAGAUUACCCUGGAAACUACCCGGGCUAUGAUGAUGUGUGGGAUAUGCAGAAAUUUCAGAAGAACUUCAGAAUUGACGUGGUGCAUCUAGACGAGAACACUAUGGAGUUUGACAUGGUGGGGAUAGAUGCAGCCAUUGCCAACGCCUUCAGAAGGAUCUUAUUAGCAGAGGUGCCUACCAUGGCUAUAGAGAAGGCGUUUAUCUAUAACAACACAUCCAUCGUCCAGGAUGAAGUCCUUGCCCACAGAUUAGGCCUCAUCCCCAUCAAAGCUGAUCCUCGUCUGUUUGAGUACAGGAACACUGGUGAAGAGGCUGCAGAGGAAGAAGGUUCAGAAAUCGACACAAUUCAACUACAGCUGAAGAUUAAAUGCAGCAGGAACCCCAGAGCCAGCAAAGACUCCUCUGACCCACGAGAGCUGUAUCUGAACCACAUGGUUUAUUCCAGGGACAUAAAGUGGGUCCCCAUCGGGAACCAGGCAGACGUGUUUGCAGACUCUGGCAUCGGACCGGUACAUGAUGACAUCCUGAUAGCUCAGCUACGACCAGGACAGGAGCUGGACAUCAUCAUGCACUGCGUCAAGGGACUUG
Messenger RNA from Morone saxatilis (striped sea-bass), 710 nucleotides. RefSeq names its product RNA polymerase I and III subunit C (gene polr1c). Gene Ontology annotation, biological process: DNA-templated transcription. The record is from RefSeq and is a predicted model, not a curated record. NCBI's taxonomy places the organism in Eukaryota, Metazoa, Chordata, Actinopteri, Moronidae. Gene Ontology annotation, molecular function: protein dimerization activity; DNA binding. Gene Ontology annotation, cellular component: RNA polymerase III complex; RNA polymerase I complex.